AUGCAGGUCUUCGUCAAAACCCUAACCGGCAAGACAAUCACUCUCGAGGUGGAGAGCUCUGACACAAUCGACAACGUCAAGGCCAAGAUCCAAGACAAGGAGGGAAUUCCCCCCGAUCAGCAGAGGCUCAUCUUCGCCGGCAAGCAAUUGGAGGACGGCAGAACCCUAGCCGACUACAACAUCCAGAAGGAAUCAACUCUUCACUUGGUUCUGCGAUUGAGGGGUGGUAUGCAGAUCUUCGUCAAAACCCUAACGGGGAAGACCAUAACAUUAGAGGUCGAGAGCUCUGAUACGAUCGACAACGUGAAGGCCAAAAUCCAAGACAAGGAGGGCAUCCCCCCAGACCAGCAGAGGUUGAUCUUCGCCGGCAAGCAAUUGGAGGACGGCCGCACCCUUGCCGACUACAAUAUCCAAAAGGAAUCGACCUUGCACUUGGUUCUCCGAUUGAGAGGUGGUAUGCAAAUCUUCGUCAAAACCCUAACCGGGAAGACCAUAACCCUAGAAGUCGAGAGCUCUGAUACCAUCGACAACGUGAAGGCCAAGAUCCAAGACAAGGAGGGCAUCCCCCCAGACCAGCAGAGGUUGAUUUUCGCCGGAAAGCAAUUGGAGGAUGGCCGCACCCUUGCCGACUACAAUAUCCAAAAGGAAUCGACUUUGCACUUGGUUCUCCGAUUGAGAGGUGGUAUGCAAAUCUUCGUUAAAACCCUAACCGGGAAGACCAUAACCCUAGAAGUCGAGAGCUCUGAUACCAUCGACAACGUGAAGGCCAAGAUCCAAGACAAGGAGGGCAUCCCCCCAGACCAGCAGAGGUUGAUUUUCGCCGGAAAGCAAUUGGAGGACGGCCGAACCCUCGCCGACUACAACAUCCAAAAGGAAUCGACUUUGCACUUGGUUCUCCGAUUGAGAGGUGGUAUGCAGAUCUUCGUCAAAACCCUAACCGGGAAAACAAUUACUCUGGAGGUCGAGAGCUCCGAUACCAUUGAUAACGUGAAGGCCAAGAUCCAAGACAAGGAGGGUAUCCCCCCAGAUCAGCAGAGGCUUAUCUUCGCCGGUAAGCAAUUGGAGGACGGUAGGACCCUUGCGGAUUACAACAUCCAAAAGGAGUCAACUUUGCACUUGGUUCUGCGUCUGAGAGGUGGUAUGCAGAUUUUCGUGAAGACCCUUACAGGGAAGACAAUAACUUUGGAGGUCGAGAGCUCUGAUACGAUUGACAAUGUGAAGGCGAAGAUUCAGGACAAGGAAGGCAUUCCUCCAGAUCAGCAGAGGCUGAUCUUUGCUGGGAAGCAAUUGGAGGAUGGAAGGACUCUGGCGGAUUACAACAUCCAGAAAGAGUCGACUCUUCAUCUGGUGCUCAGGCUUCGUGGUGGCAUGCAGAUUUUUGUGAAGACCCUGACUGGGAAGACCAUUACUCUGGAGGUUGAGAGCUCUGACACUAUUGACAAUGUCAAAGCUAAGAUUCAAGACAAGGAGGGGAUCCCACCGGACCAGCAGAGGUUGAUCUUUGCUGGGAAACAGCUUGAGGAUGGUCGUACCCUUGCAGAUUAUAAUAUCCAGAAAGAGUCCACUCUCCAUCUUGUCCUUCGUCUGCGUGGUGGUGAUUUCUGA
Messenger RNA from Prunus armeniaca (apricot), 1605 nucleotides. The record is from the annotation of a GenBank genome assembly. Lineage: Eukaryota; Viridiplantae; Streptophyta; Magnoliopsida; Rosales; Rosaceae.